Heterocephalus glaber (naked mole-rat) is the source of this 3714-nucleotide messenger RNA. RefSeq names its product FKBP prolyl isomerase 4 (gene Fkbp4). Gene Ontology annotation, molecular function: protein binding; peptidyl-prolyl cis-trans isomerase activity. The record is from RefSeq and is a predicted model, not a curated record. NCBI's taxonomy places the organism in Eukaryota, Metazoa, Chordata, Mammalia, Rodentia, Bathyergidae.
CCCCCCCACACACACACCGAGCGCCUGACUCCGCUGGCCGACCCUGCCGCGAGGUGCGCGAGCGUGGGCUGCUGCGUGCGUGGGCGCCGGCGUUCGGCCCCUCGGAGCCCGCAGACCCAGCGUCUCCUCAGCUCAGGCCCGCAGGCUCCCGCGCGCCGAGCGGCGAUGACCGCCGAGGAGAUGAAGGCGGCCGAGAGCGGGGCGCAGUCGGCGCCACUGCCCCUGGAGGGGGUGGACAUCAGCCCCAAGCAGGACGAGGGCGUGCUGAAGGUCAUCAAGAGAGAGGGUAAAGGCACAGAGACACCCAUGAUUGGGGACCGAGUCUUUGUGCACUACACUGGCUGGCUAUUAGAUGGCACAAAAUUUGACUCCAGUCUGGACCGCAAGGAUAAAUUCUCCUUUGACCUGGGAAAAGGGGAGGUCAUCAAGGCUUGGGAUAUUGCUGUGGCAACCAUGAAGGUGGGGGAACUGUGCCGCAUCACCUGCAAACCAGAAUAUGCGUAUGGUUCAGCAGGCAGUCCUCCAAAUAUCCCCCCCAAUGCCAUACUUGUGUUUGAGGUGGAGUUGUUUGAGUUUAAGGGAGAGGACCUGACCGAAGAUGAAGAUGGUGGAAUCAUCCGAAGAAUACAGACUCGGGGUGAAGGCUAUUCCAGGCCCAAUGAUGGCGCUAUUGUGGAGGUCACACUGGAAGGGUACUAUAAGGACCAGCUCUUUGACCAGCGGGAGGUCCGCUUUGAGGUCGGCGAUGGGGAGAGCCAGGAUCUUCCCUGUGGGCUAGAGAAGGCCAUUCAGCGCAUGGAGAAAGGAGAACAUUCCAUUGUAUACCUCAAGCCCAGCUAUGGUUUUGGCAGUGUUGGCAAGGAGAAGUUCCAAAUCCCACCAAAUGCUGAGCUGAGAUAUGAGAUACACCUUAAGAAUUUUGAGAAGGCUAAGGAGUCUUGGGAGAUGAAUUCCGAGGAAAAGCUGGAGCAGAGCACCAUAGUGAAAGAGCGGGGCACUGUGUACUUCAAGGAAGGCAAGUACAAGCAGGCUUUACUGCAGUAUAAGAAGAUUGUAUCCUGGCUGGAGUAUGAGUCAAGUUUUUCUGAUGAGGAAGCACAGAAGGCCCAGGCCCUUCGACUGGCCUCCCACCUGAACCUGGCCAUGUGUCAUCUGAAGCUGCAGGCCUUCUCAGCUGCCAUUGAAAGCUGUAACAAGGCCCUGGAACUGGACAACAACAAUGAGAAGGGUCUCUUCCGCCGAGGAGAGGCCCAUCUGGCAGUGAAUGACUUUGACCUAGCACGAGCUGACUUCCAGAAGGUCCUGCAGCUCUACCCCAGCAACAAAGCUGCCAAGACCCAGCUGGCUGUGUGCCAGCAGAGGAUCCGCAAGCAGCUUGCCCGGGAGAAGAAGCUCUAUGCUAACAUGUUUGAGAGACUGGCUGAAAAGGAGAACAAGGCCAAGGCAGAGGCAGCCACAGGAGACCAUCACACUGACACAGAAAUGAAGGCUGAGCUGAAGAAAGAUGCUUCGGGGACCCAGCCUCAGGUGGAGACAGAGGCAUAGCCUUCCCAACCCUACUCCAUGCAGCUGCCUGCCUCCCUGCUCUCUUCCCUACCCUACCCUGUUAGUUUUGUAAAAACUGAAGAAUUUUCAGUGAAUUAGACUUUAUUUUUCUAUCUGGUUGGAUAAUGGCUUUGAGGGGGAAAGGUGGGGGUGUUGAGAUGGAUAAUUUGAGGUGGUAUCACCACCUCUUCCCCUGUUAUCCAUGAACACAAGUCCAUCCUCACAUAUUGAUGAAAAUGUUAAUUUAUUUUGCUCCCUCUGUUAAGUCCAUUUUUCAAAUGGUAGAAGGGGGCAGGUGGCAGGGAUAGAAUUUGAGGUGAGACCAGGGCAUAGAGGGAAAGUCCCAGGCAGCCGUUAUCCUAAUCCUCUGCCCCAGUCCAUUUGCAAACAUGUGGCCUCCCUGCGGUGCUAGGGGCAUGGGAAAAACCACUGCUCUGCCCAUUACCUUUUUUGUUCCCUUCCACACCCCAGAUGGUGUGAGUGAUGUAUCUUCUGGUGUCUUGGUGGCCACCCCUGUCUUCCCUUUCAGUAGUUCCCCUCCUGUCAGAUUUUCUUCUUGCCCUGGUUGUAACCCCAACCCCUAGCCUCUUCUCUGCAUGUUGCUGAAGGUCCAGGUGCGCCUCAAGUCCCAUGCUUGAGCAAUAAAGUGGAAACAACAAAACCUAUCUGGAUGUCAGGCACCCCUUUGUGUUCAGCUUUGGAGGGUGGAUAUGAUGAGUAUACCGGGCAGGAGCAGAUUUAUGGGUCACUUUCCUAGCCCCUAGUUCAGUUUAUGUAGGUGCAGCAUGUGAUACAGUUGCAAUCACGUGGCAGGAAGCAGCCCCCUUGCACAGGCCCAAUGAGCCCCAUGCAGGCUGCAGCUGGGAUUGUACUGUAGACCACCAUUAAGCUCCCAGUCUUACUACCUCUGAUUUUCUUCCCUACACCUAAGAAAAAGUGUAAACAUGUAGAAGACUGGGGCAUGCACAUUUAUUCUGAAGUUAGAUUUGUACUUCUGCCUCACUCUCAUUUGAUAGAGGCAUGUUUGUGCUUUCUUGAUUUGUGUGUUUUCAUGUGUUCUUUUUUCCUCAACUGGAGAUUGAAACCAGGACACUGAGCUAUAUCCCCUUUUAUUUUGAGACAGGGUUUUGCUGAAUCACUGGACUAGAAUUUAGAAUCUUCCUGCCUCAGCCUCCUAGAGUGCUGAGAUUAUAGGCAUGUGCCACCACAUGUGACUGAUUCCUUAACUAGGUGGAAAAACUGGUGUAGCUGACUGCCUCAUAUCAGAUACCUUUUACAUGAUUUAAAAUAAAGAGUACUGAUCGCACCCACCUUCCUUUUCAGCGACACCAAGAAAACACUUGUGUUGCUUUUCUAACCAUGCUUUGACCCUUGACUCCUACAGCAGAGCAGCAUGGGCCCCCUGGGAGAAGCCAGGGGGCCCUAGGUUGGUCAGACCAACCCUCUUCAUAAUUUACAUUGUCGAAGAUAGAUUUCUGUGUGGAAAAUGUCUCACUGAGCCAAACAACGUAGCUGUUGCUUGAGCCAGGACUACAAUUUUAGUGUUUCUGUGAGUCCUGCUUGCUUUAUUGCUAGGUUUAAAUUACAGUCCUGUGCUUGAAGUCUGUGUCUGGAUCCUUUGGGUGUUUCAAAAUUGGGCUGUUGUCCCCAUAACCAAUGAUUGUAGCUGACCCUUCUUAGGCACUUAUAAUCCUAGCACUUAGGAAGAGUGUUUUGUGGGUUAGAUUCUCAACCAUCCUACAAAAAACAUUACCCCCAUUUUUACAGAUGAGGAAAUUCAAGCUCAGAAAUUAAAAUGGAAAGGUCUGCCUGGAAGGUGAGUUCUCUGAACAAAACCAGACUGCAAUGGGGCUCAUAGGCAGGUCUUAGACCUCUUCAUCUGCAAAAACAGAUGAAAGCACUCCUAAGGUCCUGUCCAGCACAAAGGGUUCUAUAAGAUUCUAAGAAUUCAAAACUUCUGUAGAACACUUGGAGAUAAAUGUCUUACUUUACAGUAACAUUAAAACUGUCUUGUGAGGAUGUUUUGUUUUUUUGGUACUAGGGAUUGAACUCGAGAUGUUGCACUUGCGAGGCAGGCGGCGGAACCACUGAGCUAAAUCCCUGGCCCUUGUGAAGAUGUUUUGUUAAAAUAAUUUAAAGGUCGUUAAGGAUAAAAGUUCAAUACUACCA